Molecule: messenger RNA, 2568 nt
Organism: Fimicolochytrium jonesii
Lineage: Eukaryota; Fungi; Chytridiomycota; Chytridiomycetes; Spizellomycetales; Powellomycetaceae
Exons: 3
Coding region: 1-2568 (855 amino acids)
Source: RefSeq, a predicted model, not a curated record
AUGUCUUCCAAAUUUGCUGCUCACGUUGAAUCCAAACCUAUCAGAGACAUCUAUCAUUUCAAGGAAUCUUACUUCGGAGGUGUUCCCGAGUUCAAUUGGACACUCGAAGAAUACGAAAAGAAACAUAUGGAACACAAGUGGCUUACCGAAAACUUUACAAAAUUGGGCGCCAAUGACAAGAUCAAAUUGUUUGUCGAUUUCGAUAUGAGAUUUGAGGAAGAAUCCGAUCUGCCCUCUGAAGAAGUCGAGACUGAAAUCCGUAAAGGUGUUGAUAAAGUAUUUACCUCCUUGUAUUUAAAUGAGGAUAUUACUUUUCAUUCUGCGUUCCGUACAAUGGGAUACGCUCCUAAGCACACCAAGGACAAAAAUGGUAAAUACGUCGAAACCGGUGGUGGAUAUAAAGUCUCUUAUCGCCUAUGGGCAGACGGUAUGUAUACGACCCGGAAUGAAAUGAAGAAGAAACUCAAGAAAUUCAUCCCAGAUUUGUCCGACUUCCCGGAUGUUGUUCGAGACUACAAUUUCAAGGAUGGAUUUUUUGAUCUUUCUGUCUAUGACAACAAUCGGUCCAUGGUGAUGGUGGACAAAGUCAAAAAUCGUUGGGAUAACCGACUUCUCAUCAAAAGCGAACCGGAUGCACCAAUCUCUUCGUAUAUCAUUCAAUAUGUAGAGGCGGACUGGACCCCGGUUGAAUGGACAAUUCAAUCUGAUAGUAGAAAGCGUCCUGCCAAUGAUGAAUUUGUCCUGGUUCCGGACUCGGACCUUGAAGACCAACCGCAACCAAAGAAGAAAAAGGCAAAAUAUCCUAUUUACAACGAUGCUAAUACGGAGGUAAUCAGCACUAUUUACGAUUCAGUUACCAAACUCUGUGGAAAAACGGAAUAUUUGGAAAGAGAUUUUGGGGCCGUACAACAAUAUGAGGAUGCGAUUGUGGUAUUUUUGAGAACCACAUACUGCAUGUUGCACCACGCAGAACACGAUGUCUCCGUUCCCAAAAUAUUCUUCAUAGUGGAUCGAAAAAAAUUCACGUUCAAAUGUCAGCACUGUGAACGCUCAAAAACCUAUGUUCAUAAAAGCAAAAAGAUCUUGGACUUGUUCCCGCCCAUUACUGAACCCGCAAAAACGAGUGAAGAAAAGGAUAUUGUUGUAACUUGUGAAGAUUUGGAAGGUCUAACAGGUUGGGAGAAGUUUGAUUUCCGCCGAAUUUUGAAUAUUAGCCACAAGAAUACCGCUGAAUGGUUCAUUGAAGAGCGAGGCAAAGAUAAUAUCUGGCGAAAGUAUGAGGGCGGGGUCCGAAAUAGCGACUUGAAUCUUCAGAUUGCAGACACGUUGAUUAGCAGUUUUGAGAAACUACUAGAUGAUUUUGAAUCACAAAAAAGUGAGCACGCACAGAACGUGGAACGGCUCUGUAUCGCAAACGACACCUGCAUCGAACUUUUUCUCUCAAAGCCUCACCUAUUUGCUUUUAACGAUAAAGUGUACGACCUGAUUGAAGGAGAGGCAAGACCCAUCAAAUGGGAUGAUUACAUACUAUUCACAUGUGGUUACAACUAUCCGACGACACGAAGCCCUGAGAUGCGUGAGAAGAUUGAAAACUUUUACCAAUCUAUAUUCCGAACUGAAGAAUUGAUGACUUACCGACUUUGCAAUGUUGCGAGGUGUCUCUACGGAGAACUAGUUGAGGAAAUCUUCACAAUCCUCAAGGGGCCGGGUCGGAACGGAAAGGGUGUGGAAGGUACUCUCCUUGCUGUUACGUUUGGAAAUUACUUCUAUACCUUGGACAAGAAAAACUUUACCCGAGAGCAGCAAGAUGUUGACAAAGCAAACUCGCAACUAUACAAUUGCUUCGGAAAGAGGUAUCUGAUGACAAGCGAAACAAAUAAGAAUGAUCGAUUUUUAUCUGAAAUGUUCAAGAAAGUGUCAGGGAAUGAUAAGAUAACAGUGAGAACACUUAACGGUAAACCCAUCAGUUUUCCAAUCACUGGGCAAACCAAUGUUCAGACAAAUGAAGACCCGGUCUUUGAUAAAAUAGACCUCGCAUUGUGCAAUCGGGUGCGAAUGCAAGAGUUUCCAUACAGUUUCACUCUCAAUGGCUCUGAACCAAUCGAGGAAGAGGGAGAUGGAAUUCAGGAGGAACAACUUCAAAAAGAAGGUGAUAUGAAAUUGAAAGGAUACUUCAAAACGAAUGCAUGUCGGGACGAGUUCAUCUUGCUUCUCAUUGGCAUAUUCCGCAAACGUUUUGUGAAGGAAGAUAAAACCCUCAAUAUGAGCAUUGAAGUCCCUGCAGAGGUACGAGCCUUCACCCAAAAGAACCUAGCGAACAGUUUGGCAGCAGCGAAAUGGUUGAAGUUCCACUACGAUAUCACAGGAAGUGAUGAGGACCGAGUGACGAGAUCUGAUUUAUACAAGGAGUAUUCCGUUACGGUUCUCGAUCAAUCGAGGCGCGUCGGAAAGCAGCAAUUCUUCAAAGAACUAACAACCAUUCAAAUCAAGGAACGAAAAAUAAGAGGGAACAUAUGGUUCCUCGGACUGAAAAAGGCGACCAGAGAAGGAGAGACGUAUAUAGAAUAA